Messenger RNA from Hylaeus volcanicus, 444 nucleotides. RefSeq lists its product as uncharacterized. The record is from RefSeq and is a predicted model, not a curated record. The transcript has a single exon. Gene Ontology annotation, molecular function: structural constituent of chromatin; DNA binding; protein heterodimerization activity. Gene Ontology annotation, cellular component: nucleosome. NCBI's taxonomy places the organism in Eukaryota, Metazoa, Arthropoda, Insecta, Hymenoptera, Colletidae. The coding region runs from base 1 to 444 and encodes 147 amino acids.
AUGGCGCGCAGUAAAGCUAUGUACCCACACAGAAGUGCGCUUAGAACAUCAGUAGAAAAAUCUCCUCAUACUCAUUUUGUUUUAUCCAGUGGAUCCGCUCAAGCCUACAAUCAACAACCUGUUGCAACUGUACGUUCAAGAAGAUAUCGUCCAGGAACUCGAACUCUUCAGGAAAUAAGAAAAUUUCAAGCAUCAACAGAUUUGCUUAUACCCAAAUUGCCUUUUGCUCGUCUUGUUAGGGAAGUUACAGAUAAAUUUUGGCCUGAUACAAGUAUGUUUCGAUACACUGUUCAAGCUUUGUUAGCGUUGCAAACGGCAGCUGAAGCAUAUUUAAUAGGAAUAUUUGAAGACAGCGUUUUAUGCUCUCUUCAUGCUAGACGUGUUACAUUACAAGUGAAAGAUAUCCAUUUAGCUUUACGUAUCCGUGGUCGUAUUUAUUUAUGA